AUGGAGCUAUUACGUUCAAACCCUGACAGCAAAAUUGAGAUCACCACAACAACAAAACCGAAUGGAGCCAAAGCGUUUAACUCAAUGUAUAUCUGCUUUCACAACCUACGUGUGUCAUGGAAGACUUAUUGCAGACCGGUGAUUGGAUUAGAUGGAACCUUUCUCAAGCACAGCUCGUUGCAAGGACUGAUACUGACUGCCGUUGGAAGAGACCCCAAUAACCAGAUCUAUCCAAUUGCAUGGGCUGUCGUAACCUCUGAGAACAACGAUAACUGGCAGUGGUUUAUCCAGCGUUUGAAGAUUGAUUUGGGUUUAGCAUGGAUCCAUGAAGUUGCAGUCGAGUUGCCAAGAGCUGAACAUAGAGCGUGUGCUAGGCACAUCUACUCCAAUCUGAAGAAGCUUCAUAAGUCUGAUACGUUGAAGCCAUUGUUCUGGCGUGUUGCAAGUAGCUACAAUGAGGCUGACUAUGAGAAGAAUUUAGAGAAUUUGAAACAGCUUGAUCCACUCGCAGCUGAUGAUCUUUUGAAAAAGGAUCCGACAUCUUGGUGCAGAGCUUUUUUCCGGAUAGGGUCUUGUUGUUCUGAUACACACAACAACUUCACUGAGUCUUACAAUAGAACUUUGAAGAUAGCUAGAAAGAAGCCUUUUAUUCAGAUGCUUGAGUUGAUUAGAAGGGAUGCUAUGCAGAGGAUAGCGACUAGAAGUAAGACGGAUAACAACACGCCAGGUCUCUACACAAAGAAGGCUAGAAAGGAGGUUAAAAAGUCUUGUGAUGAAGCUCAAUAUUGCUAUUCUUACUGUAGCACAGGUGGUGAAUUUGAGAUUGUAGAGUUUUCAAAUGGUUACACUGUCAACUUGCCUUCUCGAAGCUGCACUUGUAGGAAAUGGGACUUGUCUGGAAUUCCAUGUCGUCAUGCCGUAUCAGCUAUCCGUGAGAAUGGUAUGGAGGUUGAUGAUUACAUUUCGGAUUACUAUCUUACAUGA
This is a messenger RNA of Brassica rapa (field mustard), 984 nucleotides long. RefSeq lists its product as uncharacterized. NCBI's taxonomy places the organism in Eukaryota, Viridiplantae, Streptophyta, Magnoliopsida, Brassicales, Brassicaceae. The record is from RefSeq and is a predicted model, not a curated record. Gene Ontology annotation, molecular function: zinc ion binding.